AUGGCGGACGAAUCCCAGUAUACAGAAUCGGACAUCUGGACCUCUCCAAACCAUAAUGCACCGCUAGCCGAACGUCCCAAGACACCCAAAACGCCCAAGACGCCCAAAACCCCGACGGUCCAUUCCGAACGACGGGCAGAACCAGUUGACCGCGAUGCUGCUCUCCGCAAGGAACUCGAAGGAGUCCGCAGUAUAAAUGAAUCGCUGGAGGGUGUCAUUGCGACUUUGGAACGCGCAGGAGGGAACAUGAAUACCGUAUCCCAGACCGUGGCGAAUGCAUCUACCCUGCUCAACACAUGGACCAGAAUGCUGUCACAGACAGAGCACAAUCAACGAUUAAUCCUGCAUCCAAGUUGGAAGGGCGCUACCGAAGAUCUGGCGGAACAGGAGGCAGAGGCGCUCCGCAAGCAGCAAGCCGAGAUAAGAAAGGCUGCUGAAGAAGAGGAACGAAAGCAAGAGCUGCGCCGUCGCCGCGAAGAAGAAGAGGAGAAAAGGAGAUUAGGUACAGCAACCUCGACCCGAGGAUCGCGAGGUAUUGCUGGUAGUCGUGGGUCCGUUCGAGGUAGGACGAGGGCUAGUUCUAUCGGGAGAGGAGCCUCAAGCUCUUCGACGGCUGCGGGAGCAAGCUCCAGCAGCCGUGGUACCUCAAAUAUAGGCAGGGGGUUCGGCACGAAUAGAGGUCGCUCAAGAGGC
Clonostachys rhizophaga is the source of this 693-nucleotide messenger RNA. The record is from the annotation of a GenBank genome assembly. Lineage: Eukaryota; Fungi; Ascomycota; Sordariomycetes; Hypocreales; Bionectriaceae.